This is a messenger RNA of Opisthorchis viverrini, 4092 nucleotides long. RefSeq lists its product as hypothetical. Bases 1 to 4092 code for a protein of 1363 amino acids. The transcript has 10 exons. The record is from RefSeq and is a predicted model, not a curated record. Gene Ontology annotation, molecular function: hydrolase activity. Lineage: Eukaryota; Metazoa; Platyhelminthes; Trematoda; Opisthorchiida; Opisthorchiidae.
AUGUCAACUUUGAUGUUGGUGUCUCUAAUGAUGAUAAUGAUUUUGAUGCUGAUGGUGGACAGGCAUGUAGAAAGUAUUUUCCUCCAAGCCUUGGAUGAGGAGAACAACUUGGUCAAAGCGGUUGCCACAAUUUUACACACGAAACAAUCCCUGAACUAUCUGAAUUUCGACAUUUCUCCAACUAACGAGGCGUUCCGAAAAAAUAUAGAGAAAUUGCUGAAGCAUUCACAUGGAUGGAAAGUGACAACUACUCCACUACUGGCCGAAUGUCUCGGUGAAAAUGUGCUAUCCACUGUAAAGAGUAAACCUCCAACAAAAAACUUACAUUCUUCUGGGAGGAAACAACCUUGUGGUUCUCUGGAACGGCGUACGGAACGUGGCUUGGGCUUCCGUUGUCGUGACAAACCACACACAUUAACUUUGAAAGAAACUUAUUUGGAGAAACUGACGGAUGAGUGCCAACGUAGAAGGGUACAUGUCCCUAUUCCUGGGCGAAGCUUUGCUCGGUCUGAUGAGACGGAGGAUGAUGCUGAUGCGGAUAACUCCGGCUUCCUAAGUAAUCACUCUCUGAGGCGAACCCCGUUUUCCAACCAGAACAGAAAAAUUCCCAGUCUUUCCUCGUGGUCCUGCUCCCCCGAACAUUCUGCUCGUAAGCUUAAUCUCCCUUGGCCCAGACCGAAUGCAGAUCUCUUGGAUAAGCCACCAAAUUUAUUGACUCCUUCUGAGCGUUUGACUGCUCGCUCUCCGGCUGCCAACUGCCGAAAACCGUCACGAAUUAAACUCCUAGAUUUUGAUGAACUUCCAGCUUUUGGUCCAAAAGCAAAGCAACUGAGGAAAGAACAAAUGGAGAAGGAGCGAGAACUCAAACGUCAAGAACGCGAGGAGCGCAUCAAAGAACAAAAAGCCGCCCGACAAGCUGCUAAAAUCGCCCGUUUAUCCGAGAAACAAAAUCUCAUGGAAGCUCGAGAACAACCUGCAUCUGCAAGUUGGACUGAUGUAGCUCUUGCUCCCAUAUCGGUUGCACCCAACUCAGGGACACAGAAUUCCGAGGUGGAUCCUACGUAUAAUAAAGGAAACGGGGUCAUCUCAAGCUUGCGCGACAAUUCAACAUUCCGUCCAAGCUGUACCACAACUGACCGACUGGCGGAUGUCUCCCGUCCAUCAAGCUUUGUGAAUUCGGUACCAGCUACUGCAGGAAGUAACUUACUCCUUUCUGGCAGGCCCAACAAUACUAGUUUGAUGGUCCGACACCCUCUCUUAUCCGUUUCCUCGGGGAUGAAUGUUGUUCAAGGUGUCGUAGAUGACGAUGAUGACGAUGACGAUGAUAACGACGGUCUUAUGAUGCAGGAUAUGAGUUCGGGCACUUAUCAGCUGGCCCGCAUUUCUCUGUACGGAUCCAACUUGUCUGAAGUUCCACCGGCUCAGACCAGUUAUUCCACAGUUUAUGCUCCCUGUUCGGUGAUGUCUACGGCGAACGCCUCCUAUUCACCUUAUGAGCUUUGCGAAAUUCCAGCGUCGCAGACAAUCGCUCCAUCCUUUACCACAAGUUUACCGUCAACUGGUCUACCCACCAGCGGUCAGGGCAUGCGGGCCGGUAUUCCUACACCUCGCACUAUCUUCACACAAGCCUGCGUUCCGGGAACAAUUCGGUUCAUAUCUGGCACUCACGCCGGUCCUCAAAUUCGAUUUGUACAACCAGUUCAUACGAGAGCAGGUGCUCCAAAUCGUCCUCCCAGCAGUUCCAUUGGGACUACUACGUUGACUACAUUGCAGCCAGCGCCUGGGUCCGGAUCAAGCACCACUACUCUCCGCGCGGUAACCUAUCCAGCAGCAUCUGCAUCAAUAGACAGUCAACCACGGCUAAUUCAACCCAUAAGGGUUGUUGUACCAUCAGGCGCACUCUCAUCGAGGCCUGCUACAGCAACCACUAGGCUUGUUGCAACAAUGUCGCCGGGAACCAACACUGGCCUGAUCCGGAUCGCUCCACGACCCACACCUGUGGUCCGUUUGGCUUCUGCAAACAACGUCGUGGGACUCCGACCUCGUCAACCACAGCAGCCUGUUCCCAUUUCCCCGGCUCCUUCACAGAACCAACCAGUUUCGGUGCAAAUGGCACCCGCUCAAUUUCAACAGGUACAACCAACUUCUCUGUCCUCCAACGAUCCUCGAAUGACAAAUACUGCUUGGAUGGUGGAUGGCCGACAGGUCAUCUUAGCUCCUGUGGUGGGUAUGACCGGUCCACAAUCACCCCCAACAGGAACUAUGCUUUCUCCUAAGCCCGUGAUUCAGUCGCCUCCAUCUGGUUAUAUUCAAAUUAUGCCCCGUCCGGCUGGUGCGACUCCUGUGUCAUUUACGUCGACACCUGGGCAGCAACAGCAGACUUUGAGUAUCGUUCAUUCCGAACCCCAAGGUACUCAAAACACCACAUUAUAUACUGGCGCACAAGAACCAAUGGUGCAGUCGGACGGGCGUCUUGUUGUCCCGUGUUCACAACCUACCAACACUCUGGCCUCAUCGCAAUUCCAAUCCAAUCUAGUAGUUACAAGUGGUCAAUCUGCCGUCAAGAUACAAGAUGACCUUCGCCUAACCGAGGCGCAACUUAGUUCCGUUCAGAGUCUAUUCCAAGGCGCGAAUCGUGUAUCCAGACCUGAGAAGGCCAUGAUCGUUUCUUUUAUAGCGGGAGCACGGGGAAAUCCGCACCCGGAAACCGGGAACACCCUACGUAUUCACCUCAGCGAGUACAGAGAGCGAGUGUUAAACCAAGCCACCGGCCAGUUAAUGGAUGUGGCUGCUGACACCUAUCUGCACAUGGACUAUUCCACAGAUGGUUUUGUCGGUCCGUUGACCAGAGCCGAGUAUGAGCAGUUGCAUGUACGCACUGACAAACCUGACCUGUUAGCCGAGGUAAAUGCCGAAGCAAACGAGCAGGCUGAAUUCGAACGAACAGAUGAACGUGAGGCAACUCAAGCUGCCCGCGAAGCUUGGGCACCUAUUCAACCACCCUACAUAGACGCACAUUUCUCCAUAUGGUCUCUGUCUUCCGCAGUCAGUUAUAGUCAGCUCUACCUGGGCGGCAAGAUGCCUCCACCACCAAGUGCCCCUUGGGGUCAAAGGCUGCAGCGAGAUUUCACUCUUGAUGAUUACGAGGAAGAAAUGGACUACAUGCGGGCUCGAGCAGAAGCUGAGUUAAAGUACGAGAUUGGAGAACUUUCACCUGUGAGGUAUGCGGUACACGUUCAGGUCGCUUCCACAUAUUCGGAGAGCUUAAUGGUUUCUGCGAUGGCCGAAGAAUAUCUGUGCAUUGCUGGAUACGUCAGCUGGUGUGAUUUAUCCGACCCCAGUUUAAACCAGCAUCUUCAGCGGAUGAAUUCAGAUCCACUGCUUGUUGGUUUACGGUACGAUGUCAGCGAUAUCGAGGGCGACUACUUAUUAGAUUCUAUGGCCCUUCACGCGCACUACUUGUUGGUGAUCCAUGUUCUAUUUGGAUAUUUUUUGGAUGACUAUACUGUACUUGUCACGCUUCAUAUUCAAUUAGAUUGUCCCCACAUCAGUAUGUCCUUCCUGAUACUCACCUACCUAUUUUGGACAGCGUUCAAUCUGGCCUCUUCCAGUUGGCGAGCCGACCUGGAAUUUCUCAGCCGUUAUCCAAAUGUUUAUUGUAAAGUCACGGGAGCUACUGGACGCGUGGUCAAUCCAUCAAAACCAGAUGACUCGGCUGACGAGUGGUGCGCAUUAGCUGCACUUUCUCAUGCUGUCAGCUGCUUCGGCCCCGAUCGUUGUAUAUUUGGUUCCGGAUGGCCAAUUUGUCGCCUAAUGGGAUCGGAUCAGACAGGUUGGUCGGAACAGGGUAUCCUAGCUCAGUCUCGUGAAUGCGGUGAAGUGCCCGGAGAAGUGUCUGCAAAGCGGGCUCGUCGUUCUGUUCCGUUAUCAGUGUUGAAUAUGUGGGAGGCUGCCAGACUGGUGGAGUAUGCGAUGGGAGAUGCUGGUUACGGUGCAGUUGAAGACAAACACAAGGUGUUUGCCAUGAACGCACGGUCUGUGUACAGCCUUACAAUCCGUCCAUAUGGGUCAUGCCCAAGACAAGCACGAUAG